This is a messenger RNA of Thecamonas trahens ATCC 50062, 2128 nucleotides long. RefSeq lists its product as uncharacterized. The record is from RefSeq and is a predicted model, not a curated record. Lineage: Eukaryota; Apusomonadida; Apusomonadidae. Bases 1 to 1398 code for a protein of 465 amino acids. The transcript has a single exon.
AUGUUUCUCCACCGUCGCGCUAUGACCAUGCUUGUUGCGGUGGUACUCGUUGCAGCCACUACCACCACCACAUGUGCCGCUCCGGCUCCUCCUCCCAGUGGCGUCUUCCCGCUGGUCGGCGGCUCGACUCGGCACGCGGCGAGCGACUACGCGGCGCUCAAAGCCAUGGGCGCCAACGGAGGGCGGGUGUACGCAUCAUGGGCGUAUAUCGAGCAGAACGUGACUAAGAGCCUCAACACUUCGCUCACACUUGCUGAUGUCGUCGCCCGUCCAGAGCUGGCCGACGCUUGGGCUGCCUCGCCGAACGUGGUGUGGACUGAGGUCGAUGGUCGGGUGGCCGACAUGGCUGCUGCCGUGCCCCACGUCGUGCUGCAGGUUGGGGGAGGCGCCACCAACUCGUUGCCGCACUACGGCGCCGACGAUAUUGCCGACCCGAACGUCAUCGGCGCAGAAGUCUACCUGGCGUACAUGUACAUGACGUCGUUCGCUUGCGCGAAGCGGUACGUGGCGUCGGGCGUGCACCUAUACCAAAUCGAGAACGAGCUCAACGAGGCGUAUCUGGCAUCGAUCGCCGGCCAGCGGCGUCGGCAAGUCCUCGGCUCGCUGUGGCGCGACUGGGACUUUCUCACCCGGCUCCUCGGCACUCUCAAGGCCGCAGUCGUUGCCGGGCACGCGGCCGGCGCCGCCGAGCUCGGCGAAGCCGCGCGGACCGCGCUCUCUCCACCCAUGGUAACCCAGAAUGUCCACACCGACGUCGCCAAGUGGGUUCAUACCGUCCUGGACCUCAAGGGCUUCUAUACCGAUGCCAUUGCGGCGUGGGCGCCGAUGCUCGACUGGGUCUCUAUGGACGCGUACCCCAACAUGGUGGUGGCGACGCCGUGCCUGGCUUCGGUGGUUGGCGAGCGGGUCAAAGCCGCCCGCAGCGUGCUUGCCACAAUCGGGCAGGCUGACAAGCCGGUGAUGAUCAUGGAGACUGGCUAUCCGGUCUGCGGUGCUGGAUGCAACGCAUCGACGACGUUCCCGGCCGCCGCCAACUACACUCAGGCGAACCAGGCGUCGUGUGUGGCAGCGACGGUUGACGCUGUCUUUGCCAACGGCGGCCUCGGGUUCUUCUUCUUUACCAUCUCGGCCACGCCGGGCAUUGUCCCGCCACCCGGCGGUUACACUGCUGAAGACGUGUCGGCACUGAACAUGAUCGCAGCGCUUUACGAGAACCACGAGGACCCAGUUGUCCUCCUCGAAUGGAUCUUUGGCAAGGGCCACGUCAAGUACCUCGAGUCGAAGCGGUUUGCUGACAUGAUCGGCGGCAUUGCCUCUGCGCUUGGCGCGCUUGACGCAGACGGCCACCCGCGGCCGGUUGUAGAUGCGCUGCGUGCAGCGUAUGCCAAACACCGGUGAGGCUGCUAUGUCUCCGAGUCGGACGACGAACACUCGCAGGUCGUCUCUGAGAACGACUCGGCGAGGUCGGCCACGCGCGCAGCCUCAUCACCGUCGUCGUUGUCGCCCGAUACCGAUCCGGCAUCGGCUUUGUCGGCAAGGUGCGAGACCAUGUCCGACAUUGCGGCUAGCGUGGUGGCGAGCGAGGUGCGGUCGGGUAGCGGCGGGAGGGCGGCGAUGGCAUCGUCGCGCGAGACGGCAGGCGACGCUGGCGACCGAACAGUCUGUUGCGGCACUCGCGGAGCCGUCAGCGGCUGCGUCGAGUACUGCGAGCGGAGUGAGGCAAGCGUCCGUGUCAUGGCUCUGUUGUCUGCGGCGAGCGAGCGGACUCGUGUGGCGAGCUCGACGUUCUCGGCCAUGAUCUCCAGCGGUGCCCGCGGCGGCUUGUGGCUCGACUCGGCCUGGCUCAUUGCCGAUCUCCCUGUGGUGGCACGGAGCACUUCCAGCUCGAGCAUUGCAUCAGCAUGCGCGGCACUCAGCUUAGCCACCUUGUCUUCCAGCACCUUGUUGCGUUCGUUCAGCUUUUCGUUGGCGAGCAUGAGGGCCUCGACCUGCAUGAACGACGGCGCUUGAGCCGCAUCUGGAUCGUAGACGGAUGAGUGGCGAUAGAUGGAAGGGAGAGGAGGGAGAGGAGGGAAGUUUGAGGCACAUCUUCCCAUGGGAGAUCUCUGUGGCGUACAUUCUCUCAACG